Molecule: messenger RNA, 1899 nt
Organism: Phragmites australis (common reed)
Lineage: Eukaryota; Viridiplantae; Streptophyta; Magnoliopsida; Poales; Poaceae
Product: nuclear transcription factor Y subunit A-10-like
Exons: 6
Coding region: 379-1431 (350 amino acids)
Biological process (GO): regulation of transcription by RNA polymerase II
Molecular function (GO): RNA polymerase II cis-regulatory region sequence-specific DNA binding; DNA-binding transcription factor activity, RNA polymerase II-specific
Source: RefSeq, a predicted model, not a curated record
CAUCAUGCUAAAGUUGCUGGCUUCCUGUGCUCUUCUUGGAAAUGAAAUAUCUUGCACGCUGCAUCAUCUGGGGGUCACUCUGAUCUUGCUUGCCACCCUCCCUUCUUUUCAUGCUGAUCUUGGUGUGGGCUUCUCUUUGUUUUGUCCAUCAAGUUCUUCUGGUUUUAUGCUGCCACUCUCUUGGUUUCUCGUUGCACGUUUCUGUGGGUUACCCUUCAGUUCAUGCUUCAUGCAUCUCUGUGCCUGCCUCUCAAUUCUUUCAUCAGGUGUUCUUGUUCCCUUGUGCUUUGCUUAAGCUAAAGAAUCCUACAAGAGCUUUGGAGGGUCGCUGCUUUGUCUUGGGUGGGGCUUGAAUUUCUUUAACAAGGCAAGGCAGCAAUGAUGAGCUUCAAGAGCCAUGAGGGAUUUGGGCAGGUUGCUGCUGUCAACCAGGCUUCCAAUGGUGCCGGCGCCCCACUGCCGUGGUGGGCGGGGCCCCAGCUGCUGUACGGCGAGCCGGCACCCCUGUCGCCGGAGGAGGCGCGCCGGGACGGCCAGUUCCAGGUCGUGCCGGGAGCUCAGGGCACGCCGGAUCCGGAGCCACCGGCGGUGAAGGCCGGGCAGCCGGCGAAGAGAGGGGCCCCUGAGGAGCUGAAAUUCUGUGUGUUCCAAGGGAACUCAGAGUCGGGAGAUAAAGGAGAGAAAGCCCCAGAUCACUCUACGACUGUUGCACUGCAGUCACCAUUCCCAGAAUACAAUGGUCGUUUUGAGAUUGGUCUUGGUCAAUCCAUGGUAGCUUCCAAUUAUUCGUGUGCUGACCCGUGCUAUGGCCUGCUUACCCCUUACACAAUGAGAUCCAUGUCUGGUGGGAGAAUGCUCUUGCCACUGAACGCACCAGCUGAUGCACCGGUCUAUGUGAACCCGAAGCAGUACGAAGGCAUCCUCCGUCGCCGCCGUGCUCGCGCCAAGGCGGAGAUGGAGAACAGGAUGGUGAAAGGCAGAAAGCUUGUCAUGCCGCAGCCGUAUCUCCAUGAGUCGCGCCAUCUCCACGCGAUGCGCCGGGCGAGAGGCUCCGGUGGGCGCUUCCUCAACACAAAGAAAGAAGGGAACGGCAAGGACGCGGCCGCCAACAGAGGCACCAGGAUGGCGGGACCUGUGCGCCUCGCCACGUAUCCUUGCUCCGAGGUUCCACGGCCGGGGCUCGGCAACAAUCUGCGCAGCCACUCCCGGAGCAGCGCCUCAAGCCUGUCCGGCUCAGAGGUGUCAAGCAUCUAUGAUCAUCACCACGACGCCGACCACUACAACGGGAUCGAGCACCUCCGGACGCCCUUCUUCACCCCGCUGCCAUCCAUCAUGGACGGCGAGCACGGGGCCGCCGCCAUCCCCUCCUUCAAGUGGGCAACCGCCGCGGCCGCCAGCAGCGGCGGCUGCUGCGAGCUCCUCAAGGCGUGAAGCGAGGAGGGGAUGGCUACUCAGACAGCCAGCCUUCACUCGGUCGGUUGUCUGUAGGCAAAUCAUUCUUGGCUCUAACUGCAUUGGGGUGCACCUCGUCAUCACCCAGUCCCUGAAACUCCACAGUGUUAGGUUUCAGAGGUCCUGUGAUGCUGGAGCUCCCAAUAUGCCUGUAAUAUAGUGUGCCUAGAGCACUGCUACUUAGUACUUGCUAGCAGUGUGUCAGUACGAAUUUUGUGUUGUCAUGUUGAUCAAUGUCUGAAUGAUUGAGGUGUCAGACUUCAGGGUUAGUUCAUGGGGAUGUGUCAGAGUCUGCUUUUGUAAAAGUCUGAAACUUCAGUGCAUGGUACUACUUGGUAGAGUUGUGUUUUAGUAAGCUGGAGUUUGUAUUUGUAAGUUUGGGACCUGCAGUCUGCUGUGAUAUCUCUGUUGUUGUAAUUGAUAUGCAUGGCUUCUAAUCUUGUCUAA